AUAAUAAUGUAUUUGUAUCGGAAAAUGAAAGUUGUGAUCAUUAUUGUGCAAGUUAUGGUCAAUACCUUCUUUAUUCAUUAGAAAGAAUUUUAGAAGAAUCUGCUAAAGAAAAUUUGAAGAAAAUUAUUGACAGAAUUCGUGAUCAAUCUAAUCGAUUAAUUCAUAUUCAACGUGAAGCAUUCAAUCAGUUUCUUAUACGACAACGAUCAACAGUCAGAUUGAAUUUAAUGAUUGAAUUUCUUCGUGUUACACAAUCAUUAGAAGGUCUUACACGAGAACAAUUACCUCAAUCAUGGUUAUGUGAUAAACAAGACAAAAACAUUCCGUUGAUUUAA
Molecule: messenger RNA, 335 nt
Organism: Adineta steineri
Lineage: Eukaryota; Metazoa; Rotifera; Eurotatoria; Adinetida; Adinetidae
Source: the annotation of a GenBank genome assembly